Molecule: messenger RNA, 937 nt
Organism: Sardina pilchardus (European sardine)
Lineage: Eukaryota; Metazoa; Chordata; Actinopteri; Clupeiformes; Clupeidae
Gene: prrt1
Product: proline-rich transmembrane protein 1
Exons: 4
Coding region: 194-937 (247 amino acids)
Cellular component (GO): membrane
Source: RefSeq, a predicted model, not a curated record
UUUUCAUCUAAAUGAACACCAGCUUUAUCGUCAUUCAAACAAAGAUAUAUACAAACUAUUUAGUAUGUAUUUUAAUUAGCUGGAUGAAGUGCUAAGACAUUGUGCUUAGAUUUAGAGGUGCGGGCAGAAGACGUGUAUUUCUACUUAUUGUAGAGGAGUGUUUUUGGAGUCAUUGUCAUCAUCUCUAAACGACAUGUCGGAGAAGCACGGUCUGGAUGAGUCAGGGAGGCAGCAAAUGCCCCAGCAAAUGAACCAGAUGCUUCCUCCUCCCUACAUCUCUGCCCAGGACCCCAACAUGCCCCCACAGGGCUCCCCGAACCCCGGCUGUGGCCCCCAACCCAACUACCCUCCUCCUCCGCCUCCCCCGGGCUCCGAGGGCUACCUCCAGGAGACCCAGUUCCACUGCGGGACCCUGGGCCACUCUCGGGCUCCUAACGGCUACACCGUGCAGACACACGGCCCGGGAGGAACCGUCCAACACGCCCCAGUGGGCUACAUGCACCCUGGAUAUCCACUUCAGCUGCAGCCAUGCACAGCCUAUGUACCUGUCUACCCCAUCGGAACAUCGGGGCAGCCCUAUAUGCCUAACGGAGGGCCGCACCCUGGCGUAGCUCCUGGGCAGAUGGCGAUGCAGAUGCCCCCUGGCAUCGCUUUGAUGGAGUCCCGGCGCCCGCCCCAUGAUUACCUGCCCAUCGCUGUCCUCACCACAGUCUGUUGCUUCUGGCCUACAGGAAUCAUAGCCAUCAUCAAAGCCAUGCAGGUGCGCACAGCGGUUGCUAGGGGAGAUAUGGUUACUGCGGAGAUUGCCUCCCGAGAGGCGCGGAACUUCUCCUUCAUCAGUCUUGCGGUGGGCAUCGCCUCCAUCGUGCUCUGCACCAUCCUAACGGUGGUGGUCAUCAUCGCUUCCCAGCAUCACGAGGACGACUGGGAGCCGUAG